This is a messenger RNA of Apis florea (little honeybee), 376 nucleotides long. Its product is annotated as carbamate kinase 2-like. NCBI's taxonomy places the organism in Eukaryota, Metazoa, Arthropoda, Insecta, Hymenoptera, Apidae. The record is from RefSeq and is a predicted model, not a curated record.
AUGGCUACUAGUGUAAUCGCCCUAGGUGGGAAUGCAAUUCUAGAGAAAGAUCCAACCGAUAUUGGGCAAAAAGAAACGGUUAAUAGGGCAGCAAGAUAUAUUGUUGAAUAUAUAAAGGCUGGAAAUAAAGUGGCAAUUUGUCACGGUAAUGGUCCGCAAGUGGGUAAUUUGUUGUUGCAACAGAAUGCCGCUAAUUCUAAGAAAAAUCCUGCUUUUAGACUUGAUACCUGUGGGGCAAUGACAGAGGGUAGCAUUGGUUAUUGGAUUCAACAAGGGCUAGAUAAUGCUUCUAAAGAUCUUGGUCAAAAUAUCAAAUCUCUUACGGUUAUUACCCAAUCUGAAGUUGAUAAAAAUGAUCCAUCUUUCAGGUCUCCAA